Molecule: messenger RNA, 1749 nt
Organism: Ogataea philodendri
Lineage: Eukaryota; Fungi; Ascomycota; Pichiomycetes; Pichiales; Pichiaceae
Exons: 3
Coding region: 1-1749 (582 amino acids)
Biological process (GO): proton transmembrane transport; proton motive force-driven ATP synthesis
Molecular function (GO): ATP binding; ADP binding; proton-transporting ATP synthase activity, rotational mechanism
Source: RefSeq, a predicted model, not a curated record
AUGCUUUCUGCUAGACCAGCCAUCAGAGCAGCUGCUAGAUCAGCUCUAGCUGCUAACGUUGUUAGAGCUGCACCAAGAAUUGUGAGUAUCGCAUUGCACGCCGGUGACAGCAAAAUGUCCAUUCGCAACAUAUCCGAUUUUCGACGCCAAGGUGGCCAAUGGCCUCCGUGUGAUGGUCCAAUGGGCGCUAGACCUUUGUUUUCCGCUAGAUCGUAUGCCACCGCCAAGGCUGCCCCAACCGAGGUUUCCUCGAUCUUGGAAUCCAAGAUUAGAGGUGUUUCCGAUGAGGCCAACUUGGACGAGACCGGAAGAGUUCUUUCCGUUGGUGAUGGUAUUGCCAGAGUUUUCGGUUUGAACAACUGUCAAGCUGAAGAGUUGGUUGAGUUCGCCUCCGGUGUCAAGGGUAUGGCCUUGAACUUGGAGCCUGGCCAAGUCGGUAUUGUGUUGUUCGGUUCCGACAGAGAAGUCAAGGAGGGUGAAAUCGUUAAGAGAACCGGAAAGAUUGUUGAUGUUCCAGUCGGACCAGCUAUGUUGGGAAGAGUCGUCGACGCUUUGGGUAACCCAAUUGACGGUAAGGGACCAAUCGAAGCCGUUGGUUUCGCUAGAGCCCAGCUUAAGGCCCCAGGUAUCUUGCCAAGAAGAUCCGUUUACGAGCCAAUGCAAACUGGUUUGAAGGCUGUCGAUGCCCUUGUCCCAGUCGGAAGAGGUCAGAGAGAGUUGAUCAUUGGUGACAGACAAACCGGUAAGACUGCUGUUGCCCUUGACACCAUCUUGAACCAGAAGAGAUGGAACAGCGGUUCUGACGAGUCCAAGAAACUUUACUGUGUUUACGUUGCCGUUGGUCAAAAGAGAUCCACCGUUGCUCAAUUGGUGCAAACCUUGGAGCAAAACGAUGCUUUGCAAUACUCUAUCAUUGUUGCUGCCACUGCUUCUGAGGCUGCUCCAUUGCAAUACUUGGCUCCUUUCACUGCCUGUGCCAUCUCUGAGUGGUUCAGAGACAACGGAAAGCACGCUUUGAUCAUCUACGACGAUUUGUCCAAGCAGGCCGUUGCUUACCGUCAAUUGUCCCUUCUUCUGAGAAGACCUCCAGGAAGAGAGGCUUACCCAGGUGAUGUUUUCUACUUGCACUCUAGAUUGUUGGAGAGAGCUGCCAAGAUGUCCGAUGCUCUUGGAGGUGGUUCUUUGACUGCUUUGCCAAUCAUUGAGACCCAAGGUGGUGAUGUCUCUGCUUACAUUCCUACCAACGUCAUUUCCAUUACCGAUGGUCAAAUCUUCUUGGAGGCUGAAUUGUUCUACAAGGGUAUCAGACCAGCUAUCAACGUCGGUUUGUCUGUGUCGAGAGUCGGUUCUGCUGCCCAGGUUAAGGCCAUGAAGCAAGUUGCUGGUUCUUUGAAGUUGUUCUUGGCUCAAUACAGAGAAGUUGCUGCUUUCGCUCAAUUCGGUUCUGACCUUGAUGCCUCUACCAAGCAAACCUUGUCCAGAGGUGAGAGAUUGACCCAAUUGUUGAAGCAAAAGCAAUACUCUCCACUUGCUGCUGAGGAGCAAGUUCCAGUCAUCUACGCCGGUGUCAACGGUUACUUGGACAGUGUCCCACUUGACAAGAUUUCCGCUUUCGAGGAGCAAUUCGUUUCUUACUUGAAGGCCAACGAGGGUGAGAUCUUGGACGCUAUCAAGACCAAGGGAGAGCUUUCUUCCGACCUUUUGGCCAAGCUUAAGUCUGCCACCGAGACUUUCGUUGCCACUUUCUAA